AUGAAAUCUUUUGUGGAAUUUGUUUCAUGUUGCGUUAAAAACCCUGAAAUGUCUACUACAGAGGAGGUGGUGGCGUCUCCAAGGAGGGAGGAGACGAGGACUUUAAUGGCUCCAAAAAUGGCGGCACUGAGGAGGAAGAAGAAGAGGGUGAAGGUAGGGACACCAUUCUCUACUACUCCAGAGUGGAAGCCUUCGUUGCAUGCAAUCUCGGAGGAUACUGUUAUGGCGGAGAAAAGAGAGAAAAUGCUGCCGGAAGCGGCAACAACGGCGAAUAGGGCGGUAAAGAGGAAGAGCAUGUCGGGGUCCCUUUCCAAAAUUCACGUUCGAAGCCACAGCGACGACAUGGGGUAA
Messenger RNA from Hibiscus syriacus, 351 nucleotides. RefSeq lists its product as uncharacterized. The transcript has a single exon. The record is from RefSeq and is a predicted model, not a curated record. The coding region runs from base 1 to 351 and encodes 116 amino acids. Lineage: Eukaryota; Viridiplantae; Streptophyta; Magnoliopsida; Malvales; Malvaceae.